GCCUUCAGCUUUGAUGAACAGGCUAUAGAGGAACUAAAAAAUUAUAUGAUGACUCUAUAAAAUAAUGUGACGCCAGGUCAUUCUACUUCAGAGUGUUUCGAAUUUCUCUAUAUAAACCUCUUGACUGGCAAAGAAUUCUCAAAGUUAGGAGUCGCAGAACCGAUACAGCAAUUUUGUGCACCUCAUCAGCUUGAAUAUACAAGUAUCGACAUAAAUUUGAAUAUGAAGCAACAUACCGUGAUGACAGCGUGCAUUUUGCUAUGCCUCUUAGCGCUAGUUUCAGAAGCGCAUCCCCAAGGCCGACACGGCGAAAGGCGUAUCAACACCAUUCUCGAAAGGAUACAAAGAUCAGGAAUUUGCGAGGAGUACAACGCCGCAACGGAGGAAGAAAAAACUACAUGUUCUGAUGAGUUCGUCAAUGGUCUCCUGCCUCGUCGUUCACCCGCAGACAUCGUCGCUUCCAUUUGUCUGGAAGGUGGUGUGACGGCCACGUCUGCUUGCGUAAUUCUGGACAUCGUGUGCGCCACGGAUACUACAGGAACUUCAACAUUGGAAACCUGCCCCCGCUCUCAAGCGCAUCCCCAAGGCCGACACGGCGAAAGGCGUAUCAACACCAUUCUCGGAAGGAUACAAAGAUCAGGAAUUUGCGAGGAGUACAACGCCGCAACGGAGGAAGAAAAAACUACAUGUUCUGAUGAGUUCGUCAAUGGUCUCCUGCCUCGUCGUUUACCCGCAGACAUCGUCGCUUCCAUUUGUCUGGAAGGUGGUGUGACGGCCACGUCUGCUUGCGUAAUUCUGGACAUCGUGUGCGACACGGAUAUUACAGGAACUUCAAGUUCAACAUUGGAGUUGUGCCCCCGCACUCAAGGCAAUCGAAAAAGGCGUGACGAUGACAACGAAGAAGAGAGUGGUCAAGAGAGUAGUCAAGAGAGUGGUGAAGAUGAGGCUGACGUUGAUGCAGCUGAAGGGGGUACAGGUACUGGUGCCGAUGGUAUCCCUGGAACCGCUGCAGGUGUAACCGAUAGCGCUGCGGCUGAUGCACCAGGUGCCGCUGCUACCCCGGCUGGUACACCGGCUGGUACCCCGGGUGGAACAGCGGCUGGUACCCCGGCUGCGACCCCGGCUGGAACAGCGGCUGGUACCCCGGCUGCGACCCCGUUCCUAACCCUUGAACUCUAUGUCCUUAAUUCGUGAGAUUAUAAACGCUUUUCAUAAUAAUGUCCAUUUUUCAUGUUAUACAUUUUCUUCUUAUGUAAACGGUACUUUCAGCUAGGCCUAUACUUCUCCAAUCCUUAGCAUAAUCUGUAGAAUGAAUGGAUGGGCUCAAUGAGCUCAAGUACUUCACUUUAAACUCAUAUUUACUAAAUGAACUGUCACUCAUAUCUAGACCCCAUGUUAUCAGUUAUUGAGCAACCCACACCCACUUAUAUAAUUGUUCCAUGACACCUGCACUUUAACGAUUUCACUGCAUGGGUUAUGGUUUGUAAGAAUGGAGUCAUGUUGACGAUGAAAGCUCCCCAAUUCCUUUGAACAGGUUGCUCUUAUUUUUUAUAUCACGAAGAGUAAGAUGCAAACAAUAUUUAUAACAGUAUUUAUAUCAGAGACAUUUUCUUCGUUGAUUAAUUUCUCUUACCAAUGUAGAUGUAUUUCAUUAGUCAUCAAGAUCACAUCAGCCACUGCCAUUCAUGUUGUUCUAAUUUGUACUGUCUCAAUUUGUUAAUUAUGAAAAGCGGAAGGUAUUCGUGUAGCCUAUAUAAAGCGUAAAAUGGAAAUUGGAAAUAAAAUCGUUUUGUAAAAUAU
This is a messenger RNA of Strongylocentrotus purpuratus (purple sea urchin), 1800 nucleotides long. RefSeq lists its product as uncharacterized. NCBI's taxonomy places the organism in Eukaryota, Metazoa, Echinodermata, Echinoidea, Camarodonta, Strongylocentrotidae. The coding region runs from base 223 to 1194 and encodes 323 amino acids. The record is from RefSeq and is a predicted model, not a curated record. The transcript is spliced from 5 exons.